UGCAAGAUUCGGUCGUAUACGCGCGACGCGUUGUACGUUCUUGCAAGGUGAACAAGUUGCCGUAACGUGAUUAGAGCCCGCGUUUCUUUUCUCAGUGAGAUAUCGCGAAAAAUUUCAAAGUGUCAGAUUGAGAUUCAUCUCUCGCGUAAGGCAACAGUCGCGUUUGUCGUUGCGAUUUCUGUUUGCGAAUAUCUCGGAAGAAUCUUUGAAAAUUCGGCAACUUUCCGAGACCACCGCGCACCGCGCACGAUGUGCGUAUCUCCGUACGUGCGAUAAGUGCUUCUUCAGCAGUUAUGCUCGAAAGUUAUUGUUGUGCGCGAACGAUUAGUCACAUCGCCGAACGAUUACAACAUUGCGGCGACAAAUCGCUGCGCCGUUGUUGGAAGCGGCAACGAACGAACGAGCAAAAAACGUAGGAAGAAGCGGAUUCCAUCUGCGUCAAUUACUGACGUCGUGGUCGGUUCGUGAAGACCGACUUCCGUGUGCGCGGUGGACGGAUCGUGGAAUCAGUUCUCCGCGACGACGAACGUUUAACGGGAACCCGUAGAGAACAAGAAGAGUUCCAGUUUAGCCGCGGCUUCCAAACCGUGCGCGAGUCGGAGAUAAGCGCGCCGCGCCCUUGUGACGGUAAUUGAGUGAAAAUUUCGAUUGGGUUUAGGUUUUGGGAAAAUUGCCGGGAAAAUCGUGAAUAGGAGAACGCGAACAAGUGAACUACGCGGUAUGCGCGAAGUGUCGCGGCGACUAUCGAUCGAGAGGAAGAGGAGACUUUAACGCGCGUAGAAAUACCAGGCGUCCAGAUUUGCCGGAUAUCGCAAAUCGCGCACGCACCUGUGACUAAAUCUUUAUAUUCUAUCACAAAAGAAAUGCCUGCGUUAAAGCUCUUCGGACGAAAAUGGUUGGCCGCAACCGACGAUCUUGUUUAUCCCGGCUUGUUCGAAUUAUUCAUUCGCAUUAUAUGGUUCAUUCUUAUAGGAAUCGCAUGUGGAAAAUACUACGAGGAUACGUGGAAUUGUCGGUUGGGAGGUGAAUUGGUGCGCGUGUACCUCCUCGGCGAAGCGGUCAUGCUUGGUAUCAUCACGCUUUUGAUACUCAUCAUCAUCAGGCAAAGCGCAAAGGGGGCCAUCAUGGACACGCAUGCUCGACGCUACGUUGAACCUCUCCUAAUGAUCAAGAUAUUGUUACUGCUGCCAGAGAUCGUGUGGAACAUUUUGGGCACUUUGUGGAUUUUCGGACAGAGCGUAGAGUGCAGUCACGAGCACUAUUCUGUCACUGUUGUCGAAGCCCUGGUGUUUUUCGACUGGAUCCUGAUCGGUCUCAGCAUCUUCGGCCUCGCUCUGGUAUUCGAUCCGAUCGGCUCUCUGGAAAAGAGACAUCUAGAGAACUCCAUCGAGCACGGCAAAGUCUCGCGCAUCUGGCUGCGGAGAUUCAAGUUUCUCUGGUGGAUGCGCAAGGACGAGAGCGCAAACGAGACCUUCCAACAUGUCGCUGGUCUUUUAACUGCGUUAUUCAGAGGUACCGACUUGGUUCCUUCAGACGUAGUAGCCGGUUGCAUUUUAUUAAGAGUUCGACAAAAGCGAGAAACUCAUGAAUUACAAAGGAUGAAUCUAAUUGAGAGUCCAAAAUACACUUCAGACGGCAACGAGAUUUUUUUUGGUAUGCCUAACUGGAUGUCCUUAGAAGCUAUUCAUCAUUUCUUGCAAUUGUCAAUUGCUUCCUACGGUUGGCUUUUUGUAAUAUAUCAACAUAUGUGUACUGGAUGUUUUCGUUUGGCACGAGACAUGACAUGCUGCGCUUGUUUCCGACGAAAAUCUAACAUUAUUCUGGAUGACAAUUGCUGUCUCUGUUAUCUUUCUGGGGUCAAAUAUCUAUCGCAAGUCUCCGAGGAAGAUAUACUUUUUGCUUCCUUCAAGAAUCACUUGUGCCAAAUACCUUUCUGUGUAAUUGCCGAUCAUAAAAAUGCUAGUAUCGUUAUAGUCAUACGAGGCUCGUUAUCCUUGCGAGAUUUAAUCACCGAUAUUGCGGCCGCGGCCGAUACGUUUGAAUGUCCUAACGUUCCUCCAGGAAGCACAGCGCACAAAGGUAUGAUACUAGGAGUGAAAAUAAUCUUAAAGCAACUGGAGAAUUAUAAAGUUCUGGAAAGAGCGUUUGCGACGUAUCCCAAUUAUCAUCUAACACUCACAGGUCAUAGUUUAGGAGCUGGUUUAGCUAUUCUACUAGGAUUACUGAUACGUCCUCGAUAUCCGCAUCUGAGAGUCUACGCGUUUUCCACACCUGCUGGACUGCUUAGCAGAGAUGCUGCCAGAGUCACGGAAGAAUUCGUGCUGACCGUAGGACUUGGAGAUGAUCUCGUAAUGAGACUCAGUGUGGAUAGUAUAGAAAACUUGAGAACGACAUUACUGACGACUCUACGAGCUUGUCGAAUACCUAAGUACAGAGUGGUAUUAAACGGACUUGGAUACGUUCUGUUCGGCGUUCCCGAGAGAGAUUUGAACAAAAUAUGGAUAAACUAUAACAUAAUUAACACAAUUUGGGAUCAGUCGCCUAUAUUCGGCAAAUAUUUCAGCGACACGAAUAAAAUCAUAGAGCGUGACAUAACGAGAAGAAGAUAUUCGAAAGAAAAACUGUUUAUUGCUGGUCGUAUACUUCACAUAUCAAGGUGUAAGCCUGAGCAAAUAGAAGGAAAAAAUAGAAAAGAACUUGCCAAGGAAAAAACAUACGAGAUGCGAUGGGCACAAGCGGAAGAAUUUACGACAUUAUCGGUAAUGCCACGUAUGCUUCUAGAUCAUUUGCCAGAAAAUAUAGAAAAAGCUGUAGCCACGUUAUUGGAACAACAGCAUGACAUACCUUAUUAUAUUGAUCCGUAAUAUCUAACCCAAAGAAAUACAUAUAUAUAACUUUUUAAAAUUU
Molecule: messenger RNA, 2907 nt
Organism: Pseudomyrmex gracilis
Lineage: Eukaryota; Metazoa; Arthropoda; Insecta; Hymenoptera; Formicidae
Product: sn1-specific diacylglycerol lipase beta-like
Exons: 14
Coding region: 864-2864 (666 amino acids)
Biological process (GO): lipid metabolic process
Source: RefSeq, a predicted model, not a curated record